Messenger RNA from Mercenaria mercenaria, 2352 nucleotides. RefSeq lists its product as uncharacterized. Bases 123 to 2105 code for a protein of 660 amino acids. Gene Ontology annotation, molecular function: protein binding. The record is from RefSeq and is a predicted model, not a curated record. The transcript has 10 exons. Lineage: Eukaryota; Metazoa; Mollusca; Bivalvia; Venerida; Veneridae.
GUUGGCCCUGCACUGUACACGAGUGCAGCGGACAACGUCAUCGAUAUUUGCGUACACAGACAGAUGUCUGCAGAGACAAAAGUGAUGACUUAUACAUGUAGGUAGAAGACAAGAAGUUUAUUAUGGGUAAUGUUGAAGUUCAUAACUUGUCACCAGUUAGGGAAGAUGAGAGGAAAGAACUCAACUUGUCGAGAAAGCUGAACUACAAACAAUAUUGUAGGCAUGUUGAAGGAAGACCAAAUGCCACAUGUUUACGGGAACUGCCAUGGAAUAUCAGAGAUUCUGUAUCUCUGUAUGAACGUAUGAAUGCAGCAUUCAAUGCUCUAACCGAGCUUCCUAAUGAACUAUCUGUACGACUGCCACAUCUUAAUUACCUAGACCUCUCGUACAACCAGCUUGAAGCAUUACCGGACAGUUUUGGUCUGCUCUUUCAUUUAGAAACAUUGAACUUAAAAUUCAACCGUGUUAAAACACUUCCUCAUUCAUUUUAUCACCUUGUAAAGUUGACAAAAAUAGAUGUUUCACAUAAUUGUUUAAAAAUGAUAUCUGCCGAUGUCAUUCAGUUGGAAAAACUGAUUAAACUAAAUGUGUCAUUCAAUAAGUUAAAAUCGCUACCAGUUUCUUUAGGGGGAUUGAAGUACCUCAAAGUUUUGUUGGCAGAUAACAACAGAUUUCCGGAAUCUCUUGUAACAAUUUGCAACAACGGAUCUGAUGAACUGCUGUCUCAUUUAAGAAAAAAUUACAAUUUACAAAUGCAGAGCUCGGAACUACUAUCUUCAUAUAGCCACAAUGUGUUUCCACGUGUCCGAGGAAACCACCUACUUACCUCUGUUCCAAAUCCUCACUCAGCACAGGUGCAGUAUAUCCAAUCACAAACUCACACUGCAAAUACUUCAAAUCGUAUAAAGACGCCAUUGCUUCCACCACAAGGCGCUUCUUCAUUAGAUGCAAAUGAUCUAAAAGACAAGAUUUUAGGUCUGAUAUAUGGAGCAGCUAUAGGUGACGCAAUUUGUAUAUCAACAUGCUGCAUGUCGGCAGAUGAGUGUCAUUUCCACUAUAAUUCAGAUGGUAUAAACUAUACAGAGAUAGUACAGGAUGAACUGCGUGUACGAUGGAAGCAGGGCGACUGGACAUCAAACUUUGAUACCAUGGUGUUACUGCUGGAUAGUAUUGUAAGCUGGGCAGGUGUAAUAGACGAGCUAGAAUAUGCGAGACGCUUAAAAACAUGGUGUCAGUGUGGAUAUCCAGAGCUAGGGGAUGAACAGGGCAUUGUUCUUAGUGAGACUACAAAACAGCUGAUUGAGAAAUCUGAAUUUCUAAUACAUCCCCACCAGGUAGCUCAGCAAAUUAUUGAACAGUCAUCAGUGCACGUAAUUGGUGUGAAAAAUGGGAGUCAUGUUUAUGACAACUGUUCUACAGGGAGUACAACUAGUGAUGUUAGCAGUAUAAGUGAAAUCAUGGGUCAAGGACCAUUAUAUCCAAGCUCCCAUCCAACAAUACCUUCUAGAAAAUUUGGAACAGAUAAUGGUGCUGUUGUUUCCAUUGCAAUUUUAGGUGUGCCAGGCUUCCAUGUAAGUGAGGAAGUUGAAGCAAACACAGUAAGAAUAUGCAAGACCACACAUAGCAGACCUGUAUGUAUAUCGUCAUGCCUUGUCAUCACAUCUCUUAUCUCACAGAUGCUCCAGUGUUACAGUGAUCAGAACUGUUGUAAAGCAAUAGAAGAGAUGAUUAACAAGGCAGCAGUGCUUGCUUCCAAAUACAUUACUCAAGCAGAUGAACUAGACAACUUCAACAGAUAUAUAAACUAUACAAGUGUUAACAGUUUAAACAUGCGGGAACAGUACAAUAUGUCUUAUACGUUGAAAGCUAUGUCUUCUGGUCUGGUAGCUCUACGCUCUCAAAAGUCUUACAAGUCUUUCAUGAUGAAUCUUCUCAUGGAGGGAGGUGAUAGUAACAGCAAUGGAUGUGUGGCAGGUGCUCUGCUUGGUUGUAAAGUUGGCUAUUCACGUCUUCCAAAGGAAUGGAUCUCAGGUCUCCGGAAAAAACAGACUACAUGGUUGAAUGUGAAAAUAAACCUUCUUCUAGAUAUGAUGGGAUUGCCAUAGAGAAAAAAUUAUUCAGAGUUACAGUGGCUUAGAAGCCUACUGACAUGACAUAACUCUUGUGAACAUAAUACAUCGAAACUUGAUAUAAAGUUGUGCAUAGGACCUUCAACUUUAACAUGCUUUCCUUCUCUCUCUUGUACAGGGUUUAUGGAAAAUUUCACUUAAUGACCCCAGUUCUAUGUAAAUGCCUACCAGUUGUACAGAUACUAUUUCAGUAGAUUUCAAAGAAAUUAAUUUUAAAUUGAAA